Messenger RNA from Anneissia japonica, 3619 nucleotides. Its product is annotated as N-terminal kinase-like protein. The record is from RefSeq and is a predicted model, not a curated record. The transcript has 18 exons. Bases 40 to 3093 code for a protein of 1017 amino acids. Gene Ontology annotation, biological process: protein phosphorylation. Lineage: Eukaryota; Metazoa; Echinodermata; Crinoidea; Comatulida; Comatulidae. Gene Ontology annotation, molecular function: protein kinase activity; ATP binding.
CGCGGUCGAGAACACGUACGUGGAAGUUUGACCGUCAAAAUGUGGUCUUUCUUUUCGAGAGAUCCAACUAAGGAUUUUGGAUUUGAAAUCGGAGAAUGUAUAGAUUCUCUUGAAAAUAAAUCCAUAUGGUCGCUAUUUAGUGGUAAACGAAAGUCAAAUGGAGAAGAAGUUUCAGUCUUUGUGUUUGAUGUGAAGCAAGCAAGUGAAGCUAAUCUACAGACAGCCAAGAAUGCCCACAAACGACUAAAAACACUCCGUCAUCCAAACAUCUUACAAUAUAUUGAUGGUCUUGAGACAGAAAAUGUAAUUUAUGUGGUGACGGAGGCAGUAAUCCCUCUAGAGAAAUAUAUAAAAGAAAAGAAGUCAAGUGAGCUGGCUACAUCUUGGGGUCUACACCAGGUGACGAAAGCAUUUGCAUUUCUCUUGAAUGAUUGCAAACUAAAGCAUAACAACGUCCACAUCGGAUCAGUGUUCGUCAACAAAGCUAGUGAAUGGAAGCUAGGCGGAGUGGCGUAUAUAUGUGCUGCAGAGGGAGAGGGGAGCAGCCCACCGGUCAAGGGGCUCCAAGGUCUGCAGAAAUAUGACCCACCAGAGAUGUCUGAAACAACUGGACGAAUGAAGAAGAAAACACAUAUUUGGUCUGCUGAUAUGUGGGGUUUAGGCUGUCUUGUAUGGGAGGUAUUUAAUGGACCCCUUCCUCGCACAUCCUCUCUGAAGGCCUUAGGCAAGAUUCCAAAGUCAUUAGUAAGUAACUACUGUGAGUUGGUUGGUGCAAACCCAUUGUCAAGACCAAACCCAGCAAGGUUUUUACAAUUCUGCCAGGAACCAAAUGGGUUCAUGGACAACAUUUUUGUCAAAACAAACAUGUUUUUAGAGGAAAUUCAGAUUAAAGAUGCAAUAGAGAAGAACAAGUUCCUAGCUGGAUUGAGUUCAAGUCUUGAUGAUUUUCCUGAGGAAUUCUGCCGCUACAAAAUCCUUCCAUUACUUCUCCAGGCCUUUGAGUUUGGCAAUGCAGGCUCUGCUGUUCUUACUCCUUUAUUGAAGCUUGGUAAACUCUUAGAAACAAGUGAAUACCAAUCGAGAGUAAUGCCAUGUGUAGUCAAGAUGUUUUCAUCAACAGAUAGAGCAACACGCAUUAAAUUGCUGCAGCAGCUGGAGAGCUUCAUAGAGUAUAUACAACCUGCAGUGGUCAACGAUCAGAUCUUCCCACAUAUAUGCCACGGGUUUAUGGAUACUAACCCUGCCAUUAGGGAAAGCACUGUAAAGGCCAUGAUACUUCUGGCACCAAAACUGAGCGACCACAACUUAAAUGUAGAAGUGAUGAAACACUUUGCACGUCUACAGUCUAAGGAUUCUCAGGGUGGUAUACGAACCAACACAACCGUAUGUCUUGGAAAAAUAGCUUGUUAUCUCAACCCAACAACCAGACAGAAGGUGCUAUUAUCUGCGUUUACUAGAGCAAUGAAAGACCCGUUCCCACCAUCUCGUAUUGCAGGAGUCAUGGCUAUGCAUACUUGUCACAACUUCUUUGCCGUGAGAGACACAGCGCUCCGAAUACUACCGGCAAUGUGUGCUCUCUCUGUUGACCCAGAUAAAAGUGUUAGGGACCAGACUUUUCGUGUUAUCAAACUUUUUGUACAGAAGUUAGAGGAUGUUUCAGAACACCCAGAAAAGUUAAUAGAAAUUGAGGCUGAUGUAAAUUGUGCGUCCAGUAGUCAGCAGAAUAAUGCCGCUGGUUGGGCAGGGUGGGCAGUUACGUCACUGACCUCACGAUUCUAUAAAGGGAGCCACCAACCUAUUCAAUCGGAACAAAAACAAAGCAAUGAAGUCAAGAAAAAGGAUGAUAACUUAGAUGGUAACAAAGAUUCUGUACCAAAGAAAGAGGAACGCAUCAAAGAUGCAGAGAAAUAUGAUACUGCAGAUUCUGCCUCAGACUACGGAGAUGAGGAAAAGGAUGAUGAUGAUGAUGGUGGAGGAUGGGAAGAUGAUGGCUGGAAUAAUACAGAGAGUAUUUCUUCAAGUAAAAAGGAUAAAUCUGACCAUUCAGAUAAAUGUGAGGAAGACAGUGAUGGUUGGAACAAUAAUGAGGAUGAACAAUGGGGGUCAAUUGAAACACCAUCAGGAAAACCAUCUUCAAAAUCAACUUUAUCGUCAACAAAAGUUGGCGGAGGAAUGAAACUUGGUGCUAAGAAACAAUCGGACAAUUUCUUUGGAGAUUGGGAGGAAGAUGGCUUAUCAUCAACAAAACUAAAACAAACAGCAAGUAAAAAGACGGAAAAGGGGCAGAAUGUUGCAAAGAAAAAAACUAGUAGACCCUCAAGUUCAGAAACUAAUGACUUUGGAAAUUGGGAUGCUGACGGUGAUGGGUGGGGGGAAAUUACUACAAGUUCAAAAGUUCAAACCAAGACAAAAGGGAAGGAUAGAAGACCUGCUCAGAAGAAACAAAAGGAUGAUGAUUUUGGAUGGGGGAUGGAUGACGACUGGGGUAGCAUGGACACUCCUGCUUGUAGUGAUAGCAACACAUUUUCUGUGGAGAAUACUGAUAGCCUUGGUGAUAGUGGAGGAUGGGGUGAUGAUGAUGACUGGGCACCAAUUGAGGAGAAACCAAAAACUCCCCCACCAGGCUGGAAUGAUGACCUAGACUUCAAGAAAGUAGAGUCCGACCUCGCACCAGCCAGUGCAUAUGACUGGGGAAAGUCCGAAGCCACUGAUGAUUUUUUAUCUAUUGGAGGAGCAAAUGCAGAAGAAGCUAAGAUGGGCUCUCUUGGAGUAAAGACAAAAUCAAAGCCAGCUCACAAGGCCUCUCCAGCAAGGAUGAAGCCAGGCCCCACAUCCUCCCUUUCAAAGCCUCACAAACCAGCCAGUAAGAAUAAGGCAGAUGAGUGGGGUACUGAGAGUGGAUGGGGAGGGGCAGAAGAUAACUGGGGAGGUGUAGAAGAUGGCUUUGGAGGAUCUGUAUCAGAAUCAAAUAAAGCUGAAAUAGCUAAGAAGAACAGAGAGGAACGACGACAACAGCGCGAGAAAGAAAUCAGAGAAAAGAGGGCGGCAAAAAAAGGGAUGGGUGCAAUGAGACUCGGGGCUAAAAAAGACUGACAUACUCAUGUUUUGGCGAUAUAAAUACUUAAUAACAUUCCAUAAUGUGAAUGAAUUCGGGUAAAGUGUUGCCUGCCCCUCCCCCUUUCAGGUAAAACAUUAUUAGAAAUAAUGUUUUGUAACUUGAAUAUAGGGUAUAGGAGUAUGCUCCCCUGUAGUAACUUCGGUUAACUCCUUUUAAGUACUGUAACAUAUUCUGAGAAUUAGUUCCGAAUAUGGUAAUUUACUUUAGUGAACUGAACAAAUGUUUUGUAACUUGAAAAUGGUGUAUAUAAUUAUGCUAGACUGUAAAGGCAGUUAAUAAUUGCAUCCCAAUUAUCAGUACAGUACAAAUGUUCUGUGACUUGAAUAGUUCAGGUCAGGUACAUUAUAUGCACUUUAUCAGGGAGUCAGGCAAUGAUAAGUAAUUUACAUAUUAUUACUACCCCGGUCAUUGGAUGAAACACAUAUGGAACACAUUGAAACACCAAAUUAAAUUAGUAAAUGAAAUUAUAUUAUUAUUCCAUAAAUUGCAGCUAGUAAUCAG